Molecule: messenger RNA, 2042 nt
Organism: Callorhinus ursinus (northern fur seal)
Lineage: Eukaryota; Metazoa; Chordata; Mammalia; Carnivora; Otariidae
Gene: MBOAT2
Product: membrane bound glycerophospholipid O-acyltransferase 2
Biological process (GO): lipid modification
Cellular component (GO): membrane
Molecular function (GO): acyltransferase activity
Source: RefSeq, a predicted model, not a curated record
UCAACUUUGUAGUGUGCCAACUCUUUGCCUUGCUAGCAGCCAUUUGGUUUCGAACUUAUCUACGUUCAAGCAAAACUAGCUCUUUUAUAAGACAUGUCGUUGCUACCCUUUUGGGCCUUUAUCUUGCACUUUUUUGCUUUGGAUGGUAUGCCUUACAUUUUCUUGUACAAAGUGGAAUUUCCUACUGUAUCAUGAUCAUAAUAGGAGUGGAGAACAUGCACAAAUAUUGUUUUGUGUUUGCUUUGGGAUACCUCACAGUGUGCCAAAUUACUAGAGUCUAUAUCUUUGAUUAUGGACAAUACUCUGCUGAUUUUUCAGGCCCAAUGAUGAUAAUUACCCAGAAGAUCACUAGUUUGGCUUACGAAAUUCAUGAUGGGAUGUUUCGAAAGGAUGAAGAACUGACGUCAUCACAGAGGGGGUUGGCUGUAAGGCGCAUGCCGAGCCUCCUGGAGUACCUGAGCUACAACUGCAACUUCAUGGGCAUCCUGGCGGGCCCACUCUGCUCCUACAGAGACUACAUCACCUUCAUCGAGGGCCGGGCGCACCACAGGGCGCCGCCAGGCGCAAGUGGGAAAGAGGACAUGCCGUGUGAGAGAGCAGAGCCGUCACCGAACGUCGCAGUCAUUCAGAAGCUCUUAGUCUGUGGACUUUCCUUAUUCUUUCACUUGACCAUCUCUAAAACAUUACCUGUGGAGUAUAACAUCGAUGAGCAUUUUCAGGCUACAGCUUCAUGGCCGACAAAAGUCGUCUAUCUCUAUGUCUCACUUUUGGCUGCCAGACCCAAAUACUAUUUUGCAUGGACCUUAGCUGAUGCUAUUAAUAAUGCUGCAGGCUUUGGUUUCAGAGGAUAUGAUGAAAAUGGAACAGCUCGUUGGGACUUGAUUUCCAAUUUGAGAAUUCAACAAAUAGAGAUGUCAACAAGUUUCAAGAUGUUUCUUGAUAAUUGGAAUAUUCAGACAGCUCUUUGGCUCAAAAGGGUUUGUUAUGAACGAGCCUCCUUGAGUCCAACUAUCCAGACAUUCAUUCUGUCUGCCAUUUGGCAUGGGGUGUAUCCAGGAUAUUAUCUGACGUUUCUGACAGGAAUGGUGAUGACAAUGGCAGCGCGAGCUAUGAGAAGUAACUUUAGACAUUAUUUCAUCAAACCUCCCCAACUGAAAUUAUUGUAUGAUGUUCUGACAUGGAUAGUGACUCAAAUAGCAAUAAGCUACACAGUUGUGCCAUUCGUACUUCUUUCCGUAAACCCAUCGUUCAUGUUUUACAGCUCCUGGUAUUACUGCCUGCACAUUGCUGGUAUCUUAGUAUUAUUGUUGCCGGUGAAAAAAACUCAAAGAGGAAAGACUCCACAUGAAAACGUGCAGCUGUCUCGAUCCAAACAGUGUGAUGAAAGAGAAAAUUCUUUGGGACAGAAUAGUUUUUCCACAACAAACAAUGUUUGCAAUCAGAAUCAAGAAAUAGCCUCUAGACAUUCAUCAUUAAAGCAAUGAAGGGGAAAACACUCUGAUGGCUAUUUUGUCUCUGUUAACAGAAACCAAUCUUAGCACCUUUUCGAGGGCUUUGUGUUCGUUUGAAAAAUGAUGAAGUGGGGGGGCAAAUGGGACGGAUUUGGUGGGGAAUUUCCUGUAUACCAGAUUGGGAAUGGAGUGAAUAACCCCUCCCAUGCCAUGUCCCUGUGGGCCACGCCUUAUAUAAAAAUAUUUCCAUUAUUUCAAUGGGCACUCAGGACCUCAGCAGAUGUCCGUAGGGUCAUACAUGUGCCCUGUUGCUGAAUGUAUGUUGCGUAUCCCAAGGCACUGAAGAGGUGGAAAACUAACCCUGUCGAUCUAGAUGAUUGAGAGAAAUUACCUUUUCCAAAUGAAUGUCUUGCCUUAAACCCUCUAUUUCCUAAAAUAUUGUUCCUAAAUGGUAUUUUCGAGUGUAAUAUUGUGAGAACACUAUUUCAGUAUUUGAUGUCAUGUGCUGUAAAGGAAUUCUGGAGGAAUCUGAAACAGGAUAUUUAAGAUUGUGGACACUUUAAAAAUGCAAUAAACAUCUCAGUAUUUGAA